Messenger RNA from Pogona vitticeps (central bearded dragon), 1332 nucleotides. NCBI's taxonomy places the organism in Eukaryota, Metazoa, Chordata, Lepidosauria, Squamata, Agamidae. The record is from RefSeq and is a predicted model, not a curated record.
AUGGGCGCAUCACGCCGCUCUCCACCGCCGGACCUCCGAGGAGAGCGAAAGCCGGACAGGUCGAGGGAGGCAGCCGCUUUCUUCUCCUACCGGGACCCUCCCGGCGGUUCCGAGAAGGAGACUCGACGCUUGCGGGACAGACAAUUCGGAGUGACGCUGGAUCCCCGCCGGACGGAGGAGAGUUGGGACAUCAACCAGAAGCUUCAGGAGGACAACCAGGAGCUGCGGGACCUUUGCUGCUUCCUGGACGACGAUCGCCAGAAGGGCAAAAAAGUCUCUCGAGAGUGGCAGAGGCUCGGCAGGUAUAGUGCUGGUGUCAUGCACAAAGAGGUGGCCUUAUAUUUGCAGAAGCUGAAGGAGCUGGAAGUGAGGCAGGAAGAGGUGGUGAAGGAGAACCUGGAGCUGAAGGAGCUUUGCGUCUUGCUGGACGAAGAGAAGACUGGCGUCGCUGGCUGCCGGAACUCGAUCGACAGCCAAGCUAGUCUCUGCCAGUUAAGCGCUGCCAGCACUUUCAUAAGGGAUGUGGGAGACGGGAGCAGCACCUCCAGCACCGGAAGUACAGACAGCCCCGACCAUCACAAGCACCAUCCAAGCUCCAGUCCGGAGCACCUCCAGAAAACGAGGAAUGAGGGAAGCCCUGAGCAUCAAAAGCACAGGAGCGCCAGUCCAGAACACCUCCACAAACCCCGGAGUUCUGGAAGUCCUGACCACCAGAAGCACCUCAAAGGGCCAAGUCCAGAGCACCACAAAACCCACAGCAAAGGCACCCCAGAUCAGCAGAAGCUUAGCUGUGGCAGUCCGGAAACCCUGCCGAAACACAUGCUGAGCGGGAGCCCAGAACAUUUCCAGAAACACCGGGCUGGGAGCAGUCCGGAACACCAGAAACACGGUGGCAGCGGCGGGAGUCCGGAGCUUCUGCAGAAGCAUGGUUUGAGUGGAAGCGCAGAACAUCUCCCCAAAGGGAGGGCCACCAGUUCUGAGCACCUCAAACAGCACUAUGGGGGAAGCCCCGAGCAUCUUAAACACUUGGGCGGCGGCAGCAGAGAAGGAACCUUAAGGAGACCAGUUGCGGAUGACCUAUCACCUCAUCACAGGGGUCUCUACAACGGGAUGAAUGCAGAACCCUACACAGCUGCUCAACCCUGUUCGGGACUAACAUCGAGAAUGGAGAACCAACCUUGUCCUAUGUUAGGCAGCUGGAAGCAAGAGUAAGACAGCUGGAGGAGGAAAAUCGCAUGCUGCCCCAGGUUGUGUGGAGGAAACUUGGAGAUGCUGCAAGCUCGUGUCCUGGAAUUAGACAACACUUGUCAGGAAAUCAGUACAAAGGGCCCA